AUGGAAAACUCCUUGAGCACUCCCGCCAACCGCUUCGUCCUAGUGGCGCUGAGGAGUAGCCUAAACAGAAACAAUAUAAACUUCGUAGAAGAAGAGAAUACAUACAACGCGGAAAUAUUAAAGAAGCACUUGAAAGAUUUGAAACUGCUGAAGGAAGACAUAAUAAGAAAAAGGAACCAGUCCAAGGAGUCUAUUCGAAACCACCUUGAAUCCUUUAUCAGUGAAGGGGUGAACAGUUGCAAUUUUGACGUCUUUUACGAUAAGUGUUUGAAUAUCAUUACGAGGUACUUGGUUGCAUAUAAAGAAAUAAACGACAUUUUGUUGGGAAGAAAAGUGGGCAACCCUGGAAGGAGUAAUACAUCACCUGGUAAAAGAAGUAGGGGAAGCAAAAGCAACGUGAAGGGUGAGGAGCAGCAAAACGGACAGAACAACAACAGUUUGUUGUACGAUCUGAUAAAUAAAAAGUUGCUCAUUUAUAAAAACAAAUUUUUGUUUGACUACGAUGACGAUAGUGAGAUCUACACGUCGAGUGAGGAGGAAAUCCUUAUCGAGGGGAGGCCCCUAAAGAAGAAAAACAGAAGUGACAGGGUUUCCAAAAGUUGUGGCAGCGUGGAGAACACCAAUCAAAAUAACCAUCUGCCAAACGCACAAAUGAGGGACAGCCAGGAAGCAAGCCGCAGGUCGGCCAAAAGGGAAAAAAAAGGCAAAGUUGUGAGAAAAUGCGAAAAAAGAAGAAUCAACCUAAUGAACAGGUACCCCGUCUAUCUGAGGGACCUGAUCAAAAUUGUAAAGGUGGCCAAAAAUAGGGAAAAAAAAAACUUGCAGAUCAGUUUUCUAAACAAGUAUGGAGACGAUGCAGAUAGAAACAAAAUGAAUACCCUCUUUAAUAAACUUUACCUUUGGAUGUGCUACAUGAACAACAAAGGUUACAUCGAAAAGAAAAAAAAAAGAAUACUCUACAGAAUUGUGAGACAUAAUAUGUUAAAGCAUUUUUACAAAAACCAUAACAUUUUUUUGGAAAAAUUAAUUAAGAAGAAAAAUGCAUACAACAAUUUGAGCGUCGAAAAUUUGAAGAAGUUAUUUCUAUCGCAUGAAUGUAGUGGGAAUUCCUCAUCGGGGAAGUCGAGCAAAGAGUGUAAAGUGUGCAAAGAAAAAAUGAAGAUGUUAUUUUAUGUAACCAUUUAUGAGAACUUGAAUUAUUCGUCCGUUUUGGACAAUCCUAAUGUGAUGGCCUUCAAGGAGAAGAAUCUUCUAACGCACCUUCUUGUGAACAAAAAGGAGAAAAGAAAAACAGUCAAUGUGAAUUAUGAUAUUUGCUUCCAUGCAGAUAAGCACAUUUACAUUUUGUCCAAAAAUGACAUUUUCUGUGAUGUGCUACAUGAGAAUUAUUUGAAGAACAACUUUAACGAUUUAUUGCUGAGGAUUAAGGGUGGUAGUAGGGGGUACAAUUUGCUGUACGUAAUUUUUAACAAAUAUAAGCAUAAAAAUUUUUUAAAUUUAAAAAAGGUUAAAGGAUAUUUUGACGAGCGUAAUAGCAACAAUUCAAGUCGUUCAGGCAACGGCAGUACCAACAGUAUGACUUACAAAGGGGACUGCCUUUCCGUGGAGAAUUCUUUCUACGACAUUUUAAAGAGUAACAUAAUUAAGGAUGAAAACAAUUCGAGCAUUUUUUUCGAUAAGCUUUUUCACUCCUUCUAUAAUAUUCUGUACGGACGUACGUACAACGGGCCCAUUAGGAGGAAUAUCCGGGCGUCUAAGAAAAAAGAGGUAGAACUGCUAAACGUGGAUGAUCAGAAAUCAGACUCUGACGACUUCAUGCUGGUCGAUUCGGCCAGCGGGUUUGUUAAAGAGCCCACGUAUAAAACUGGCACGAAUUUCAUGAUGCAGUUUCAGCAGGUUAAGCAGGUUAGGCAUGUUAAUCAUGUUAAGGAUAAGAAAAUGCAGCAAAGCUCCAUGAGGGAACUUCAGCAAAAGUACCUCAAUGUGAAGCAGAUGAAUGAUAUUGAUGACCGUUAUAUAGAGGAUGGCGCUUGGCAGAAUAACACCCCGUCUAAUUACCACUACGUGGGAUGCGUCAGCAAGAAGGGCGGCUUCACUCAAGAUAGGCACUCACCUCAGGGAGAUGAAGAGUGCAACAAUUUGGAAGCAUUCGAGAGGUACCUAAACAAAGUAAACGAAGAAGUGGCCAUCGUCGUAAAUAGCGAUGACAGUGAUGAAGAUAUUCUGUGUAGCCACGGAAAGGAAAAACUUCUGAUGAACUAUUUGAAGGGGAAAACGCAUCGAAGCGGAAGCGAAAUUGGACAGAAGAACGAAAACAUAACACUGGAAAGGAGUAAAGUGGAGGAUCUAAAGAAGAACAUAAUUGUGCAUCCUCUGAUUAACAGCAAAUGCAUAGGGUUUAAAAUAAAUGUGAAUGACAUUGCAAAUAGGAACCUAGACGUGUACUGCAUCAACAAUGAGGAGUAUGUAAAGGCAUACAAAAAUACAGUCAGUUAUUUGAAGAACCAGAUAACGCCAGAAAUGAAGAAAAAUUACACGGAAUUUCAAAACAUUAGAAGUAAGAUUAAGAAAAGGGAGAUGAGGGUAAGCGCCCUCAACGAUAUGUUAAGCAACAAAGGUGCUGGAAGGAACCAUGCGUGCUACAUAAAUAGCGGUCAAACCGACCCCACCGGGGCGAAGAAAAACAAUACCGUCACUGAAUACAUCGUCGUGAUUGAGGAAAACGUGCAGGAGGAGAGAUACAAAAUUGAUAUAUACAAUUAUGCAGAAUUAACUGCCUACAUUGUAAACUCCAAGGAGGAGAAAAAAAGAGAAUUCUACUGGAACUUCAUCAGGAAUGAAAUAUAUUCCCACAAGUGGAUGAACAAACUGCAGUUCAAAAUACAAAACUAUAGCAACUUGUACAUUAAUAGUUUUUUUAAGAAGAACCAUCUGAGGUCAAUCAAGGAAUACCUCUACGGGUUAUUAAUAAACCUGUAUUAUCAAAAUAUGUAUGAUGCAUCAUUGAAUAUCCAACUGAGUAGGCACUAUGGGCAUUACGACCCAAACAAGGAAUAUGUACUGAAAAAUAUACACCAAAAUUUAAAUGACCUGUACCAAAAUGUGAUCAAGUGUAUACAAAGCGAUAUUCUAAGUAGCACGUGCUUUAUGGAUAUGAGCAGAAUAACAGGGGAACAAGUAAAAUGCAGAAUUAAUGACUACUUGAUGAAUUACCGCUGGUUGGAAUGUCAGCCAGAUAACGAAGCGAAGGAAUCCUUCCCUGGAGAAAGGAAAAAAAAUAUAGACGAUAUGAUUUGCAAAUACAGAACGGUACUGUUGUACUAUUUGCUCUACAUUUAUCCAAAAUUUUUGUACAUACUAAAUAUUAUUCAAGUGAAGAAUUUUAAGGAAUAUAUUAAAAAUAUCUUGCCUGAGAAAGAUGAUCAGCAUGUCCAGGACGCACAGAAAGAUUUUACUUCCCAAAAGAAAAUGCUCAAAAAGGCCAAGAACAACCUUGUCAAUGGGGUCAAGGAAGAAGCGAACGAAAAUCCCAUCCAUUUUUAUCUACCCCCUUAUGUAAAAAAUGAAAAAAAUAUUCUAAGUUCGUUUGAUUUAUCAAAUAUUUUGCUAUGCAGCUUUAACGACAAUUUUGAGAGGACCCUCUUCCAGAAUGUACUGAGCGGGAUGACCAAAAUGGAGACCGUAAAAAAUGAAAUACAUCCUACUUGCUUAAAAACCAUGGAACAUUUUGUGAAAAAUGUAUCCUACUCGAUUAGAAAGAGAUUAACGAAUUCACAGUUGGCUAUGGUGUUUGCCGUUUUGAAUGCCUACCUCUGUUUUGCCACAGCACAGCAUUCGAUCUUCUUCAAUGUAGACAAGUUGAACAAAUACCUCCUUCACAAAAAUAGCAAACAAGAAUUCGAAAGAUACAGCAAAAUGACUACCCAGGGGAAGAGCUAUUUCCCCGCAGAUUUUAGGUACCGCUUUUUGGAGACUUUCCUGCUAAGGAAGGACCAGAAAUUUAUCGUGUCAGACAAACUCAAGUGCAAGCUGAUGAUUUACAUUUUGCUCAUCCAGCUCUGCCUUACGGACAACGCCUUGCCCGUGCGGCUCACGCUCAUCAAUAGGAACACCGCCGCUCUGCUCACCAGGCUCAAUUUUUCCAUCGUGGAUAAGUCCCUCGUGACGUUUAACCUGAACGCGUAG
Messenger RNA from Plasmodium coatneyi, 4185 nucleotides. RefSeq lists its product as uncharacterized. The transcript has a single exon. The record is from RefSeq and is a predicted model, not a curated record. Bases 1 to 4185 code for a protein of 1394 amino acids. NCBI's taxonomy places the organism in Eukaryota, Apicomplexa, Aconoidasida, Haemosporida, Plasmodiidae.